AUGUCGAAAGAAAACCUCGUUGAGUUUGUUGCAUCUAUAAUUGAUGAGCCAUCAUCAGAAGCAAUAAGUACAGCUAAUACUAAUGGAGAUUAUAAUCAAUCAAUUCAUCCAUCUACCCCUUUACCAAAUAUUUCAUCUGGUGAAUUAGAAGUUAAUGAUAUUGUGGUAGUUGCUUCCUUGAACAGGUCAUAUCGAUUAGCUCGUGUAUUGCACCUUGAGUUAGAUAGAAUAAAGGUUGGAUAUUUUUCAGGACCCAAAUAUAGUAUCGAUAUGAAAAAGGCUGCAGAAUAUAUUAUAUGCGACGAAAUCAUUCUCGUAUUGGAUAAGAUGUCUUCACUCAGAUCAAAAUUGUAUAGCAUUAGUGAUACCGACUUGAAUUUAAUACUCAAACACAUUUCAAAACGUCGAUUACUUAAUGGUAAAUACUAA
Messenger RNA from Rotaria socialis, 429 nucleotides. Lineage: Eukaryota; Metazoa; Rotifera; Eurotatoria; Philodinida; Philodinidae. The record is from the annotation of a GenBank genome assembly.